AUGUCUACAACAAAUGUCGCCGCUAAAUUUGUUAACUUACAUGAUUAUCAAGAACAGUCAAGAGAAAAGCAUAAAUCACAGAAUAAUUUUGUUGAAACAGGUAGCAAUAGUUCAAUUCCAAAUGAUUCCACUAACUCAAUUGACCAUACUGAAUAUUACACCGUAAAACAUAGUUCUCCUAUAUAUCCAAGCACAUCGGGCGAAGUGUAUGAUCGGCGUCAGAGGCUGAGAAAUAUAUAUUCUGCGAAACGUUCAGCUCCAACAACAUCAAGCAAGUAUUGUCUUGCUGUUAAACCGUCAUCCUUUCCUCUCCUACCAGUAAAAUUGUUGGAAAAACGACCGCUCCAUGUAUCAUCGCAAUUCUAUCGGGGUAGAACGCCUCAAGGGGAAUUAAUCGAUAAUUUACGAGAAGAGCUUUACGGAAUUAAACGAAACUAUGCUGCUAUGUUAAGAGAAAAUAUAAUAUUAAAAACGCGUUUGAAACGUUCAAGUAACGAAAUAGUAAGGAAAGAUCGUCAAUUACAAAAUUUGUUGAUCAUUCAGUCUAAAGGGUACGCAUCCAAUGACCAUCGAGGAAAUGUGCUAGCAAUGAAGCAAAAAAUUGUAAUGUUGGAAUCGCUUUUGAAAGAAAAGACCAACGAAAUAAGUCGACUGAAACAUGAUCGUGAAGCAAUGAGGAUACCAGAUUAUCAGGAACAUAUCGCAGAUCUCGAAGUACAAUGCAAGCAUUGUCUCACCUACGUUACUCCUCCGCCAAGCAAAAUGCGAGCUGAUGUACACAGUUUACCAAAACGACAAAGACUAGUAUCUGGAAACAAUAAUACGAGAAAAUUGAAAGAAGCGGUUAGCCUUCUGGAGAAAGAAAAUGAUAAGAUGCGUUCAAAACUACAAAUUUUCUUUAACUGCUCAGGUUGUUCUCCCAACGAGGCUAUUCUGGAUUUUUGUUUUUCGAGAAAUCAAGAACGGAAUGAUUUAGAAUCCAUACUUGGGAAGCUUUCUGUAAGACAAAUAGAAUUAUCUAUAUUUGAACGGGAAGAACUUAUUGCGCUGAUCAUUCAUCAGAGAAAUGAACUGAGAAAGAAAGAAAGCUGGAAAAACUGUAAUGGCAAGAAUGGACGAUCCAGACAGAAAGAUACUUCACUGGUGUGCAACCAAAAAUUAUUGCCAGUGAAGCAGAAAUUCGGGAAACCUACAAAUCGGUUGAGAACUAAGAAUAAACUGACAGCAAUGAAUAAUGGAACUCAAGGAGAGGUAAGAGCAGAAAUAAUAAAAAUUCCUUCUGAUGAUGAAGGAGAACGAACAAUGAUGAGUAAGGAGAAAAUGACAGAAUCACUAAAAGUUGCGACACCGGUCGAAGAAUUGGAACUUAAUGCUGAUGAUUGGGAAAGUGACGAUAGCUACGCAAGUACACUACACGGAAUAGCUGUUGAUGCAAAAACGGAAAAUGUAACUAAAAUGCGCUUCACUCAGUCUUCAUUCAGAGGAACGGAAAGUAUAUCGAGACAAGCAGAAGAAAGUGAAAUAACUAUACGAAAACAAGAAGUAAUGAAAACUCAAACGGAACAUGUAUCUCAAAGAAACUGGAAAAAAUAUAAAGAGAGAGAAAAUCGAGCUGAUGAACAUCCAGUUGUUGACACCAGGACAGAACGAUCCACAUUUGAGGAUAAUCAAAACAAAUGUGAAGAAAUAUCCGAUGAUAUUGCAAAUAACCAAUUCAUAAAACGGGAUUCAAAUGAUUGUACCGAAGUUCAAGAACCAACUGAAGAAUCUUCAAGUGAUGCGCAACAAAAUCUGGUGAAGAAAAUAGAAACACAAGAGGAUGAAAUAAAAGUCAAAAAUGCAGAAAGAGUAGAAUUGAAAAAAGAUGAGGUCAUGCCUAAUUUCGUUUUCCAAUCAAUAUUACGAAUGACAUCGGCUCAUCUGAAACGUUUAGAACUUUUGAUCGCUAAAACAAACUCCUAUUCAUCGUCUCCAUGA
This is a messenger RNA of Acanthocheilonema viteae, 1977 nucleotides long. The record is from the annotation of a GenBank genome assembly. NCBI's taxonomy places the organism in Eukaryota, Metazoa, Nematoda, Chromadorea, Rhabditida, Onchocercidae.